GGAAGGGCCAGCUUUGUUGUUUGGACCUUAAGUUUGUGCAUCUGUGCAUCUCUUUGGGGGCCUGCCAUGUAUUUUUAAUAGAGGAUUACACAUUGCACUACCUCCACUGGUGCUUUCGCUCAAAAACCUCUUCAUGCUACUAAACGUGAUGGGUUUCCUUGGGAUGAAGGACAGGCAGAGCAGGUGUGAAUCACUUCCUCCCUUAUGUAAAUCUUAGAGGGCUUCUUGGAGGGAGUAGAUCUAGAACAGAUUAUUUUAUUAAAAACAAGCAAGCAAACAAACAAACAGAAACUACCAACCAGACAGGCAGUGCAGAUUUUAGAGCGGUGGACAGCCAUGGGCAGUGUGGGCAAACAGGUGCUCCUGCGGAGUGUGUGACCAGGCUUUGCGGGUUGAAGCACCCCUGCCCCUCUCACCUCACCCCUGCUCCUCCCCUCAGCCCAGAAAUGUUACAGCUUCGAACAUAUCUACUCUGGCCCUUUUGACCUCAGUGGCAUGGAGCUCCACCACGUUUCCUGUCCCCGCGGAUGCUCGGAGGCGGUCUUGUCCCUGGACACCGGGUACCGCGCCUCAGUGACCAUGGUGCAGAAGGGCUGCUGGACAGGUCCAGUGACCGGCGUGAUGCAGAGCAACGACUUGGCGCUGCCGCCUGACUACUCAGGGGUGCUUGGCUGUGGGACCGACUUGUGCAACAACAGACUUUUGUCCCAUGAUGACAUCCCCAACCUGAGUCCAGCCCCCAAUCCCCCAACGCUCAGUGGCACCGAGUGCUACGCCUGUGUGGGGACCCACCCCGAAGACUGUGCCCUGGAAAAGUCCAGAAAAGUCCAGUGUCACCAGGAUCAGAGUGCCUGCUUCCAGGGCAACGGCCGAAUGAACAUUGGCAAUUUCUCAGUGCCCGUGUACAUCAGGACCUGCCACAGGCCCUCCUGCACCGUUAGAGGCACCAGCAGCCCCUGGACAAACAUCGAUCUCCAGGGCGCCUGCUGUGAGGGUCAGCUGUGCAACCGCGACGCCGUCAGCGAGGCCUUCGAGCCCAAGCCCGCGGCGGGCAGUGCCCCUCGGCGGGCACCCCACGCCCCCGCGCUGGUCCUGGCGGUCUUGCUGGCCUGCGCGCCCGGACGCGCCCGCGCCCUCUUCUAGACCCUCGGGACCCGGAGGCGGGGCGCGGGGCGCAAGCACCCUCCUCCCCGCUCCGGCCCGGGCCCUGCGGCUCCCCGGGGCCGGACGCCAGGCCCGGUGCCCGCUCCCCUGCCCUCCAGCUGCCCCGCCCGGACCUGUCCUGCAGGAGACACCGCAGGCCUCUCGCAUGCCAGGGCGGGGCGCGCAGCCGCAGCCUGACCGGCGGGACGAGUCGCCCACACUAGCUCCUCCGUCGGCGCACGCCAGGCCUGGGACCCCGCCCACCCUGGCAGCGGGGUUUGCUGACCCCCAGCCCCAGCCCUCGGCCCCGGCAGCGCUGACCGGGACUUUGUGCGCAUCUGACGAUGGCCACCAGGGGGCAGUGUUGGGCCCCGCUGCGAGGCUCCCUUGCCCAGCCGCGCUGCCUUCCUCUCUCUCCGCACCUGUUUCCUCACAGGUGCAGGGUGGAGGGAAAAAGCAAAACACCCGCCGGAACCACAGUGGUUGUGGCCCGGGUUGAAUGAGAUAAACAUCGAGAACCUGAGUCAGCCGCAGGAGGGGCCAGGAGAGUGCAGGAGUCUGCAGAUCUCGUGGCGGGAGAGCCCAGAAAGGUCUGAGCAAAACCCUCCACGCAAACAAGGGCACGAGUGGGUGUCGGUUGAUUUGGCAGGAAUCCCCUUGAACCCAGCAACAUUCUCCACUCUGACCAGGGAUGAUCUGGGAAGACUUCCUGGAGGAAGUCACCCUUCAGCAAAGAGGAGUUGGCAGAAGGAAAAACAUGCUGGGUGAACAGGCUCAGAGUCAAGAGUCUCGGAGAACUCAUGCAUUUUGCCUGGUUUGGGGGUGCAGAAGCGACCUGUCCUCGUUAGAAAGUCAUCCUGGGUCCCCCCACCCCAGCCAGCUAGCCCUAGGCAGCCCCAAAGGUCCCCCAUAAUCAAUCAUGCCGGUGAGCAAACUGCUCCUCACUCUUCUAGAACCUUCUCUAGAGAGGGGCUGGAGAAAGUACAGUGAGUAGGGUACUCACCUUUUAUGCAGCUGACCCGGGUUUGAUCCCCGGCAUCUCUGACCUCUGCCAGCAGUGGUUCCUGAGUGCAAAGCCAGGAGUAAGCCCUUCAUAUCACCAGGUGUGCCCCCACCCCCCAAAAAAGAACCUCAUUUGGAGAGGCAGAAUAGAUGACCCUAUCUCUGCAGCUUCCCAACACCCACAAAUCAUUUUUGCACAAAGCAUGUCGUUCUUCACACCCAGUGUGUCCCAGUGGGUUGGUGCUGAGGAGGCCGACAAUGUUCUCUUGGUUUGCUUCCAAGACUCAAUAAACCUCAGCAAAUAGUUUUGGCAUCUGUUGACUCUUCCCCAGGGUGGGCGACCUCAGUAUGCUGAGCGCAGAAGGGUGCACAAGCCUGAGUGAGAUUAUUGGUGCAUCGGUGGGGAGAUACACUGUAUGUGUUCUGGGCCACACCUGGGGGGUGUUCAGGGCUUACUCCUGGCUCUGUGCUCAGGAAUUACUCCUGCGAUGCUUGGGAGACCUUAUGGGACAUCGGAGAUUGAACCUGGGUCUGCUGCAUGCAAGGCAAGCACCUUCCCCUCUGUCCUAUUAUGCCAGCCCUAGAAGUAAAGCACAAUUAUUUUAUGUGGGUCUCCCUGAACAAGCCCCCAGAGCCAAACACUUCACACUUUCCAACCUCAGAAGCCAAGGUGCAGAUUUCCUUCUUGGAGCAUUUCUACCUGCUCUCAGCCAUCAGAGGAGUGAAGGUAUAGCCUGUCCUCUGGGGAAGCUGCUUGGCAGAUUCCAAGGAUCUCGGUAGUAAGAAUGGGCCCUGGGCAGCAACCGCCA
Sorex araneus (European shrew) is the source of this 2954-nucleotide messenger RNA. It is a transcript of the gene LYPD5, whose product is annotated as LY6/PLAUR domain containing 5. The record is from RefSeq and is a predicted model, not a curated record. The coding region runs from base 496 to 1143 and encodes 215 amino acids. The transcript is spliced from 4 exons. Gene Ontology annotation, cellular component: plasma membrane. NCBI's taxonomy places the organism in Eukaryota, Metazoa, Chordata, Mammalia, Eulipotyphla, Soricidae.